Molecule: messenger RNA, 769 nt
Organism: Cuscuta campestris
Lineage: Eukaryota; Viridiplantae; Streptophyta; Magnoliopsida; Solanales; Convolvulaceae
Source: the annotation of a GenBank genome assembly
GAUGCCCAUCGGCCCAAUGGUUCACGCUCUUGGGUCUGAGCCCAUUUACAGUGUUCGCCUUUCUCCUUUCGUGCGGACGAAGCUUUCAACUUCUAAUUCCGACGAAAAUCGAUCGAUCUUCAUCAAAACCUACUGAAGAAGAAGAAGAAGAUUUGCAGAGAGAUGGAUGCAUCGAAGACGAUUCCUCACGAAAUCGGCGGAGUGAGAAGCGACGCGCUCCGAUUCGGACUCCACGGCGUCAAGAGCGACAUCGUCGGCUCUCAUCCUCUCGAAUCCGCCUAUGAAGAGAAUAAGGCGAUUCAGGAGAGGAUGAAGAGAACGGUCCUUGCCAACACUUACGGCUUUGCUUUGCCCACGAGGAUGGAGAUGGACCGCCAAAUUCUCUCCAGGUUUCAGAGGCCUGUUGGAGCAAUACCAUCUUCCAUGUUAGGGUUAGAAGCAAUGACAGGAGGUCUAGAAGACUUUGGUUUUGAGGACUACUUAAAUGAUCCCAAAGAAUCAGAGAGCGCACGCCCAGCUAACAUGCAUCACGGCAUGGAAGUGAGACUUGGGCUGUCCAAAGGACCAGUUUGCCCCAAUUUCAUUUGAACUGUUCUGUUGCUGUGGUUGAUUCACUUUCAAUCACAACUGCUUACUUCUCAUGUGUAUCUUAUUAUUGUUAUUCUAUCUUCACAUGAGCAGAAACUAGUGUGCUAAAGAUUUCUGACUUUUGAUUUCAAAUUCUGAAGAACUCAGAUUCUAUUACGCGUAUUAAGAUGGGUCUUUAAUC